This is a messenger RNA of Thamnophis elegans (Western terrestrial garter snake), 1544 nucleotides long. It is a transcript of the gene DAP3, whose product is annotated as death associated protein 3. The record is from RefSeq and is a predicted model, not a curated record. Gene Ontology annotation, molecular function: structural constituent of ribosome. Gene Ontology annotation, biological process: apoptotic process. The coding region runs from base 286 to 1470 and encodes 394 amino acids. The transcript has 13 exons. NCBI's taxonomy places the organism in Eukaryota, Metazoa, Chordata, Lepidosauria, Squamata, Natricidae. Gene Ontology annotation, cellular component: mitochondrial small ribosomal subunit; mitochondrial ribosome.
GAAGAAUGUCCCUCGCCGGGACCCGUCGGCCGAACGCGGAGUCGCCGUUGGGCUGAGGCGCGCGGCGGGUUAAGAUGGCGGCGCCCAGCACGAUGAAAAUCUCCUGAGGGAAACGGCGGGGGGAUUUUAUGUUUUUUAAACCCUUCCCGGCGGUUUUGCGAGCCGGUUGGCUUUCUUUUCUCUCCGGGAGGAAGAUAUAUCUCGUUUUUGGCGAAAGGCGGGGACGGCUAAGCCUUUUGGGGGAGCUGUUUUGCUUUUAUUCCCCAUUGAGUGCGAGGGGGGACAAUGCUGAGGACUUUGAGAAAACUCAUCCCUCGGGGAUACCAGCUGGAACAGGAUGGCUUUCUCUACCCCCGAACCUGGCAGAGGACAAUGUCAACUCAGAACGUCCAGCUUCAACCAGAAAUGCUCAGGGCGGGCUUUGUUACCAGCGAGAAUGACCCAGCGAAACACAGCGAAGAGCACCUGGGUCAAUACUACACGAUCCCCCCCGAGGAAGUGAAGGAGACCCUCCCUCACGGGCUACCAGCUCGCUUCAAACUCCAGAUGAAAACCUUCAACGAAGCUUGCAUCAUGGUUCGACAGCCGGCGGUAGAACUCAUCACCUACUUGAAACACACUAACUUCUCUCAUCCAGCCGUCCGAUAUCUCCUCUAUGGAGAGAAGAGUACAGGAAAGACCAUGGUUCUCUGCCACGCUGUGCAUUAUUGUGCCAGGCAGAAUUGGGUCAUCGUUCACAUUCCAGACGCUCACCUCUGGGUGAAGAAUUGCAAAGAAAUGCUGCCGUCCUCUUACAAUACCGAGCGGUUAGACCAGCCCGUGGAAGCGGCAAACUGGCUGAAGAAUUUCGGAAUCACCAAUGGAAAAGUUUUAGCCCAGAUCAAAACACAACAAAAAUACAUAUGGGGCAAGCGAGACAUCACCGAAGAAGGCUGUUCUCUGCUAGACUUGGCUGAGAAGGGCAUGGCUUGGGUGAAGUACGCCAGCGACACCGUCGGGGUGAUCUUGAAAGAGCUGAAGCAGCAAUCUGGCCGGGGAUCCUUCCGGCUGCUGGUGGCGGUAGAUGGGAUCAACUCCCUUUGGGGGAAGACGGCCUUGAAGCAUAACAAGCAAGAGGUCACUGUGGAGGAGCUGACGCUGGUACACAAUCUCAAGAAGAUGGUGAAGAACGAUUGGGCAGGAGGGGCCAUUGUGGCCACGCUCAGUCAAACAGGAGCACCCUUCGCCCCCCGACCGCUUUAUUUGCCCCACGAGUUGCUGGGACGGGAUGGUUUUGCUGCUUUGGAUCCUUUUAUUCCCAUCGAGGUUCGCAAUUACACAGAUAUGGAGUUUGAGGCCUGCUACCAGUAUUAUCUGGAGCGCAAGUGGCUACAGCACGAAAAAGCCAAUACCAAGGAGGGGAGACUGGAGCUCCGUUUUCUCUCUGGACGUAACCCCGGAUUGUUUGAGCGAAUCAGUGCUUUCUUGUAGCCAAGAAUCUUUCCCAACGACCCACGGACAUCAUGGCUUAAGAAAUCCCCUUGUAAUAAAUGUUUUAAAAGCUA